UUCACUUCCUAUUGAUUCGCUCCGCCGCAGAUGAUAGACUCUGCUGUAUCAUGUCGUCUUAGUUAGGCUCCACAGACUACUAUCUACCACAUUAAACAUGUUAUUUCAGUGUAAAUCUAAUCGUCGCUCGCCUAUGAAGCUGGUUCUUUGGUUUGUGGCGUGUCUGGGUUGUUUGUCGGUCCGGUCCGGAGCGGAGGAGGACAGCAGCCCGUGGUACCAGGACCUCUGCAGUUAUAAAUGGGAGGCCAUAGACCAGGAUAAUAAAGUGAGCUACACGCUAAAGCUCUGUGAGUCUUCACCAUCAACCAGCUGUGGCCCCACCACCGCUGUCUGCGCCCGGAACCUCACCAGCAAAGCGGACCAGUCUGUCGGUGAGCUGUCCCUGCAGAAGCUCUCUGGCACAGUGCUGGAUUACAACAGCACAGAAAAAUGUCCGGGAAGCAAGAACAGCAUUCACGCCAGCAUCAGCUUCCAGUGUGGGAAAACCAUGGGGACCCCGGAGUUUGUCACCGUGUCUCAGUGUGUGCAUUACUUUGAGUGGAGGACCUUCACUGCCUGCAAGAAAGAUAAAUUCAAACCACCCAAAGAGGUGCCCUGCUAUGUGUUUGACUCGGACGGUAAGAAGCACGACCUCAACCCUCUGAUCAAAGUGAAAGAUGGCUAUCUGGUGGACGACGGUGACGACACCAUCGAUUUCUACAUCAACAUCUGCCGGAGUCUCAGCCUCAACCGACCAAACCAAACGUGUCCAGAGGGCUCUGCAGCCUGCCUGGUCACCAGUCAGGGCUCCUACAACAUGGGCUCUCCUACCAGACAGCUGGAGCUGCUGUCCAACGACAGACUGAGGUUACAGUAUGAAGUCAGUGCCAGUCAGUCUCCUCCACCCAUCUGUAAUGGACACAAUCCUGCCGUCACCAUCACUUUCAUCUGUCCAUCGAGCAGGCAUUCAGGCAGCCCUCCUAAAAUGACUGCAGAGUCGAACUGUCGUUACGAGGUGGAGUGGGUGACUGAAUACGCAUGUCACAGAGACUAUCUGGAGAGCCAUACCUGCAAACUGACCAGCGAACAGCACGACAUCUCCAUCGACCUAACGCCUCUCACGUUGACCUGUGAUUAUUCAGACGGGGAUCUGACUCUGAUCUACCCAGAUGGCAGCAGAUGCUCUACCGGCUUCCAGAGAAUGACCAUCAUCAACUUUGAAUGCAACAAGAAUGCAUCUAACAGUGGGCAUGGGACUCCAGUUUUUGCGGGGGAGACAGACUGCACUUACUACUUUGACUGGGAGACGGCAUUCGCCUGCGUCAAGGAGAAGGAGGAUCUACUGUGCCGAGUCAGAGAUAACAACAAACAUUACGACCUUUCACCCCUCACAAGAUACCCCGGGUCAGAUGUCGGUGAGAACUGGGAGGUUGUGGAUGCUAAAUCUCCAAAGCCGGACUCCCGUUUUUUCCUAAAUGUCUGUCACAAAGUCCUCCAGACAGGAGCGGCUGCCGGCUGCCCACUGAAUGCCUCCAUCUGUGCCGUGGACAAGCAUCACAGGGCCAUCAGUCUGGGCAGCUUCCUGUCAUCUCCCCAGAGGACUAAAAUAGGAAAUGACAUCAGACUGGUGUAUACUGAUGGAAGUUUUUGCAUCAAUAAAAAGACGAGGAUCCAAACUAUCCUGACACUCAAGUGCAAACCAGGAGAUCUGGAGAGCGCUCCUGUCCUUCGUAGCGUUUCGUCUGACGGAUGUGUUUACGAGUUGGAGUGGUACACGGCUGCCGCAUGCGUCCUCUCGAAGAUUCAGGGAGACGACUGCAAGGUGGAGGAUCCUCAGGCUGGGUUCUCUUUCGACUUGUCGCCUCUCUCCAAAGCCGAUGGGGGCUUCUACAAUCUGACCAGCGACCACUAUGACUACUACAUCAACGUCUGUGGUACCGUCAAAGCUGCCAGCUGUCCUGAAAAGUCCGGAGCAUGCCAGGUGGAAAAGAGUUCAUGGAGUCUUGGGAGAGAAAACUCCCGUCUGUCGUACUACGACGGCCUGAUCCAGCUGACGUACAUUAACGGCUCCCAGUACAACAACAAAGAACACACUUUCAGAUCCACACUCAUCUCCUUCCUGUGUGACCCAGAAGCCGGAGCUGGAAAACCCGAAUUCCAGGUCGAGGACAAUUACACUUACAACUUCCGCUGGUAUACAUCCUACGCUUGUCCCGAACGGCCUCAUGAGUGUUUGGUGACCGAUCCCGACACUCUUGAGCAGUACGACUUAUCCAGCUUGUCACGCUCCACCUCCGGUAGCAACUGGCAGGCCAUGGAUUUGUCAGACACCUCGAACCUGAAGAAGUACUACAUCAACAUAUGUAGGCCUGUCAACGCUGUACCAGGCUGCGACCGCCAUGCGUCCAUCUGCCAGAUGAAGUACAUAUCCGAGCAGGGCUCUCCAAAGGAGGUUGUAUCAGUCAGUAACAUGGGUAUCUCCAAGCGAGGGCCGAUCAUUGAGGGGCGAGGCCGUCUGCUGCUGGAGUUCACAGACGGCUCGGUCUGCAUGUCAGACGGCCAGAAGCUCACAUACACAACACGCAUCCACCUGGUCUGCUCCAAAGGAACUGUGUCAAUGGGGCCGCGGUUCCUGGUGUACCAGAACUGUACUGCCAACUUCAUGUGGGAGACCAGGGCAGCCUGUGCCAUCAAAACCACAGAGAACAAUAGCUGUUCUGUGGUGGACCCCAACACUGGCUUUGAGUUCAACCUUCAGCUUUUGGCUUCUAAGACUGGGUACAAGACAAAUGCGAACGGCAAGGACUUCCUGGUGAACAUCUGCUCAGACGUGGCAGAAUGCGGUCAGGGCAUGGCUGGCUGUGAGCUGGAAGAAGGGCAUCCCUCCAGCCCAGUGGGGGUGGAGAAGACCCUCCAGUACUCCACCGACGGACUUCUCACGCUAACGUAUAAGGGAGCUCUGGACGAGCCCACAGCAACUCGGGACACCUUCACCAUUAAUUUUGUGUGUGAUCCAAACUCUCACCCUGGCUCAUUGAAACUGCUUCGUGAGGACAUGAGUUCUUUACCUCACCACGUGGUCCACGACGUCUUCUUUGAGUUCUCCACUGCUCUGGCCUGCGUGCCUGCUCCAGUUGACUGCCAGAUCAUUGAUUCCCAUGGUAAUGAGUACGACCUGAGUCACCUGAUCCGGGAUGGAGAGGACAGCCCCUGGAUCGCCAUAGAUACAGAUGCUGUCAAAUCACGCAGCUUUUACAUCAACGUCUGCAAACCUCUUCCUCCUCUGAACAACUGUCCAGUGGGUCCUUUGGGUGCUUGUGGCGUGAUUGAUGGGAAGAGUUACAACCUGGGUUACGUCCAGUCCAGACCGCAGGUGGCGGAGGACGGCUCCAUCAGCAUCAUGUACCAGAACGGGGACCAGUGUGGUUCCGCAUCGCGCUACUCAACGCGCAUCAUCUUGCAGUGUGAUGACCACCCAGGCUCCCCCAUGUUUGACCGUAUAGAUGGUUGUGAAUAUGUCUUUAUUUGGAGGACAUCUGAGGCCUGCCCCAUCACGAAGUCUCAAGGUGAUAACUGCCGUGUUCGUGACCCCAAGAGUGGCUUUGAGUUUAACCUGAGCUCCCUGAAGGGUCAAGAUUACUCCAUCCGCAGUGAUGCCUAUAUCUACCACCUGUCUGUGUGCGGGGGGCUCAAGAGAGGCAUCUGCACCCACAUAGACACAGGCAGUGAAUCGGUCUCCUCCUGCCAGGUGAAGGGAGAAAACCACAAGAUUGCAGGAUUGGCAAACCAGGUUCUGAGUUAUGUGGGAGACCAGCUCCUCCUGAACUACACUAAUGGAGAGGUCUGUCACAAGAUAUACAAUAGAUCCACCGAGAUCUACUUCUCCUGCCACCCUGACAGGGAUCCUGGAACGCCAGAGUUCAUCAAGGAGACUCCAGACUGUACCUACCUGUUCAGAUGGCCCACUGCUCUGGCCUGCAUCCCAGUCAAAACCAGCAGCUGCUCCUACAAUGAUGAUCAGGGCCACUCGUACGACCUCUCCCCGCUGGCUAUGAACUCUCGAAACUGGGAGGUGGAGCACCACACGGGGGACACGAAGACUCGUUUUUAUAUCAACGUCUGCAGGUCACUGGUGCAGCAGGGAGGUCCAUGGAAGUGUCCCUCCAGUGCGGCGUCCUGUGUGAAGGUUGGCGAUGACUAUGUGAGUCUGGGGCAGGUGGAGUCUGGUCCUACAUGGGACAGACAUGUUCUGAAGCUACAGUACACCAGCGGCCAGGCGUGUCCCGAUGGAAGCCGCAACAGGAGCAGCAUCAUCCGCUUCAAGUGUGACAAAGACAAAGUGGACUCCCGGCCUACUCUGAUCUCAGCCAUUGAGGACUGUGUGUACACCUUCCUCUGGUUAACAGCUGCUGCCUGCCCUCUAAACAGCACCCAACACAACAACUGCAUGGUCACCAACCCUGCUACAGGUCAUUUGUUUGAUCUCAACUCCCUGACAAAGGAAGGAGGUUACACCGUGUACGAUCAUGAGGAACACAGGAAGAUGUUCCGCAUGAACAUCUGUGGAAGCGUUCCCAAUACUGGAUGCAUCCCUGAAACCGCUGUGUGUAUUAAGGAUGCCACGACUGCGGUGAGCGGCGGUUAUGUGAGCAGCAAACUCUCAUACAAGGAUCACGUUCUGGAGCUGACGUACGAAGAAGGAAGUCCCUGCCCAGCAAACCCCGACCUCAAACACAAAACCAUCAUCAACUUCAUCUGCAGGCCAGCUAACAUGGGCUCGGCCCCUUCAGAGCCUGUUCUCAUCGACACCGACGCUGAGACUUGCACGCACUUCUUCUCUUUCCACACACACCUGGUCUGCGAACAGCCAGUAAAGUGUUCGGUCCAGAGCGGCUCUGCUCUUAUUGACUUGACUCCCCUGAUUCAUGUCAGUGGAUACUACACAGCAACAGACGAGACAGUGGACCUAAGUGACGGAUCUCCAGACUUCUACAUCAACAUCUGUCAGCCUCUAAAUCCCAUCCCCGGGGUCACCUGCCCCGCUGGAGCUGCCGUUUGUAUGGAUCCUGAUAAUGGACCUCCUGUGGAUUUAAAAAAAUGCACAUUGAGCCAUUUCGAGAUCAAUACAGUAACAGGGGAAGUAUUCAUCACUUACAACAGCUCCACCAAGUGUGCGGCAGAUCCCGCACAGAACUACACUUCGACCAUCAUCUUUACCUGCCAGAGAGGCCUGGAGCUGGGUUCUCCACAAAUGCUGAGGCUGCAGGAAUGUGUCUAUUUGUUUGAGUGGGCGACCCCUAUAGUCUGUUCAGACGCCACCCACACAAACUCCAGCGGUUGCCAGCUCACAGACUCCCAGCUCCAGUUCACCUUUGACCUGUCCACCCUCUCUGGUGACGUCCAGGUACCGGCGGGCUCCAGUAUCUACCACAUCAAUGUCUGCGGCUCCGUGGCAGAGCCGGCCUGUAAAAAGAGCACAGUUUGCCGGGUGUCUGGUUCUGGUUCAGACAAGUCAGCCUCAUCGUUUGGCAUCAGCAAGGCCAUGACGAUGGACUUCAAACAUGACGAGCAGGCCGUACUGAUGCAGUACGGUGGAGGAGAUGCAUGUCCACCAGUGACCAAUGAGGGUGAAGUGUGUGUGUUCCCCUUCACUCUCAUGAAGAAGUCGUACACAGAGUGCACCAAAGAGGGAAGGACAGACGGCAAGAUUUGGUGUGCGACCACUGCCAACUAUGACACGGACAAGAAGUGGGGAUUCUGCAAUGCAGUUUCUGGUAAGCGUCAGUCCUCUAUAUUGUUUACCUGCGACCAGUCUGCAGGCCACGGCUCGCCACAGCUGCUCUCGGAGACGGAGGGUUGUUCGGCCACUUUUCAGUGGCGCACCAGUGCUGUUUGUCCACCGGUGAAGAUGGAGUGUAAGCUGGUCAGCCAGCAUCAGACCUUCGACCUCCGAACCCUCUCCUCCCUCACUGAGCCGUGGAAGUUUAGCCACCAAGGAGAUUCGUAUUAUAUCAACCUGUGUCAGGGCAUCCACGGUGGGUUGCCAGAUUGUCCUGCAGGAGCAACCGUGUGCCGACGCUCAGCAGCAGGAGUGACCCAGACCCUGGGCCGAGUUUAUACUCAGAAAAUGAGCUACACUGAUGGAAAGAUCUCUGUCAGUUACUCAGCGGGGGAAGCUGUCUGUGGUAACGGCGUGAAGGCCAAGACUGUGAUCCAGCUGAGCUGUGGCUCCACUGUUGGACAUCCAGCACUCAUCAGUGUUGAUGAGGCUUCAUGCGAGUUUGUGAUUGGCUGGGAGACUCGCUCGGCGUGUGCGGUGAAGCAGCGUGAGGUGGUGAUGGUGAAUGGGACGAUACAGGUUCCUGACACUGGAGCCAGUCUCAGUCUGGGAGCGCUCUACUUCAGCCAGCAUCAGGCGUCCGGAGACAUCCGUCCAAAUGGCGACCGCUACAUUUACCACAUUCAGUUGUCCGGCAUCACCAACAACUCCCUGCCCACCUGUCUCGGUGCCAACAUCUGCCAGGUCAAACUCGACGCACCCUACAGACGCAGGAUUGGCUCCUCCAGCAAGGCCAAGUACUACAUUAAAGGAGGAAACCUAGAUGUGAUGGUGCCCUCUGAGUCGACAUGUGGGCGAGAGAAAACCAAAAUGGUGUCCUCCACCAUCAUGUUCCACUGUAACCCCUUGGCAGGUGUCGGCAUCCCCGAGUUUAUGCUGGAGACGGAUGAAUGCCAGUAUCUGUUUGUGUGGCACACCGACGCUGUGUGUGGUCUCACAACUGUUAACGCACAGACAGAUGACGGCGACAGCAGCGAGACUUCACCCAGGCGAAGCAAGGCAGCGGGGGUGAUGCUGAGCAUCCUGUUGGUGGGUCUGUGUGUCUGUCUGCUGGGGAUUUUACUCCACAAGAGAGAGAGGAGAGAGCUGGUGAUCCAGAAGGUUGCUGGCUGCUGCAGGAGAGGAAACCAAGUCUCCUAUAAAUAUUCAAAGGUCAACAUGGACGAAGAAGGGGGUGAAGAAGAGAUGGAGUGGCUGAUGGAGGAGCUCGAAGCCCCUCCCACCUCCUCUUCCUCAUCUACCCACCGAGGGAAGGGUAACCACGGCAACGGUCACAUCAAGACCAAGCCGGUGAACACGGACGGCCUGCGUUCGUUCUCGCUGGACGAGCAGGACGAGGACGACGACAGCGAGGACGAGGUGCUGAGCGUCCCGGGGGUGCGGGUGGUCAAAUCCUUGGGACUCUCCAGGCACUCUUCAGCCCAUCACAGCCCCUUCCUUCAGGAGGAGAGCGACGAGGACCUGGUCGGCCUCCUGGACGAGUCAGAGAGGAAGAGGAAGAGCAAGAGCAGCAAGCCUCGCUCCUCAGGCCUCAAUCACGGUAACAACACGGCAGGCAAUAGGAAACGGGACGAGGAUGACAGUGACGAGGACCUCCUCAGGGUGUGAUGUCACUUCCUCUAUCCCCCUCCUACCGACAACCAAUCUGAACUCUUCUCUCUCUCAGUGAAUGUCUCCAUAACAGCAACAAUGAAAUACCAACAACAUAGAAAGCAGAAAACCUUUCCUCUCUUAUGGGAUUUUUGUUUUGGUGGACUGCACCUUCACUCGGCCUCAGACUCUCUCCAGUCCACUGUCUGCGGACUGUCGAUGUUGGCACAUGGGUUCUUAUUUAUUGAUAGCUGAUUAUUUGUGUAAUUCUGAAAUGAAAUAAUAAGUUACUAUAGUUACUUCAGUCUUACCACGAUUCUCUAAUAAAAAUGAACCCCAGAGGCACAAUAAGCUUUCUCAACGUGUUGACUCUGCAAUGAGGCAUGUCAGUGAAAAGAUGUCAGUUGAAAUAUUUUUCCUUUCUUCUAGAGUUUUUUUUAAAUGAAUUUGUGCCAUUGCUUUAGCACUUUAUCGUAGCAUUGAUUAACUGACAAUAAUGCUGUCGACAUGUCUUAUUGCAGACACGGAAAAGAAAACUUGGGCUACAUUUGGAGUUGAUUUUUGGUUUAGAUUUUUAAUCUCCAGGGCUGUAUUUCAUAACUGUGGUGAGACGUACAGUUAAGUAGCUCAAUAGUGAAACAAUUCCGCAGAUUUUGGGAUAAAAACAACAGCUAUCAAAGAAACGAGAAGGGAGGAAAUGGGUUCAGUUCCCUGGACGGCGGCAGUGAAGGUGUCGGCUCGUGUUGUUUGAAAAAGGGAAUGAAGACACCGUUUCUUUUCUUGCUUUUUACAGUUGCUAUAAUAGCAGAUGUUUCCUCUUUCUUUCCCCUCGAAAAGAAAGCGCAAUGCCUUCCUGAUGAUGAACUUACUUAGCAUUUUCAUCGAUGAAUCAUGUCCGAUGACAAAUUGAUAUUUUUUUGUGUCUUGCUUUGAUCAGAGACGUUGUACAUAGACGAUAAUGUUCAAUAAUAUGGACUGUUUGUUUGUUGUCUUCACCGGUGAAUUGCUCACACAUUUUGUUUUUAUGAUUAUUUAAAUUGUUGUCUGAUCCGUCCGAAUCUCUGUUCUGUUUCGAAAAAUAGAGAUGGCCUUAAGUGUGAAUGGAUGGUCGACGAGGACAGAGGUUGAAAGUGAAACUUGAGGUGUUGGUUUAGGUUGUGUGUCCCCCACCCCCCCUCCCGCCAAAGCCAUAUUUCUCCUGCCACCGCUGGCACUAAUGUAUGGAAGUUGGGAAUUAUGUUUUCCGCUUGCACACUCUCGUACAUUAAAGUCUCAGUUUUGGUAUUCAGGUCUGUGAUUGUGGAUGUUGCUGCAUAAAAAGUGAGAUUUGAACUCGGUAAAUCCAAGUUUUUGCAGUGCCGUAAUCAGCCAUUUUUAGCCAAAUGCAUGUCACGAUAAGACAAAAGAAAGAAGAAAAGCAUUAAUGUAUCAAGAAUGCAGGCAGUUUACUUACGUUUUAGACAUUUUCUGCUUAAUAAUCAAACGAGUAUUUUUACAAAAGAUGUCUGUGAUGAUAGGAGAUGCAAGGCCUGAGAUAUUUUGGUAACGUACCGGUGAAUCAAACUGACUGCAGCGUUGCCACAUAAGAGUGAUGUGAGUAAGCCUACACAGUAUAAACACAGAGUAUUUGUGUGCCGUCCCACUUGCAGGUUUUUCUCUUUGGUCCCAGACAAAGAAGUCGUUGCGAAGUUGGCGUCUUUUAAGUUUACACAAUUAGGAAGCAGACUUGGUGAAUUUACAAACUCACAAAUAGCUAAUGAAAAUAUCCUUUAGUUGCAGACUAUCCAUCUACUUAUAUCAGUAAACAUGGAAUGGGACUUUCAGUAAAUGCACAACCCUGGGAGAACACCUAUUGAUUUUGUAUUGAUUUGCAAUCAUAAACAUAGAGUACUCACACAGACUAAAUAUGUAUUAGAUAUGGUUUAGUUUUUUAGUUUUUUUGAGUGUUCAAUCCACGGAAAAUAAAAAUUUAUUUAGUAUUUAAUUAGUUAAUAAUUGCUAUUGCGAAAAUUUCAUAUCAAUCAAUAUAGAAGGGUCACCAUUCAGGGUAUUUUUAAAGCUUUCUACACACGUUUUUGUAGGAUGCCACUUGUCCAAAAAAUGACAAAAGGAUAAAAAAAUAAAUAAAAAUCUUGAAAUUGGAAAUUAUUUUAUAAGGAUAAGUUUGGGAUACGCCAUAAUAUUUAACAAAUAGAGAACAUCAUCAUGCUCCUGUCCCUGCGCUGUGGGUGUUCAGUAACUUGUUUUACUGUGUUAUUAUCUCUGUGAUCACUAACUAAAAUGGAACUUUUCAGAAGCAAUUUUUUUCUGCUAAAAUUGUCAGACUCCAAAAAGGUCAAGAAGAACUAAAGCUCUGAUCACAUUAUCUCAUCAUGUAAUCUGUUCAUUUUUGAAGGUCUGUUGUAGCCAUAUCAUAACGACUCAUCUGAAAUUGUUUUACUCAAAGUGAAAUCUACUUUUUGAGAGCUUGAACAACGAGGUGCAGGUUUCCAAAGAACAGUUCAAUUAGUGCAGUUACAAGUGAAAUGUCAACUCUCCAUAUUUAUUAUUACAUUAACCUUUAGAAGUCCAGCAAGAGUCGAAAUGAAAUCAAGCUUAUUGUUGGCUGACUUUCAUUUUAAACAUUUAUUCAGCAUGUGGACCUCAGCGGUUUUUACUUGCUGACCCUGUUAGGAGCUUUGAACUACAUCUACCUGUGUUUGGCACUUUGUAUUCAACUCAUGUUUCCGGAGGAGACGUCGUAGCACUCCUCAUUACAGAGAAGCAGAUGGUAGCGUUUAGUAUGCGUAGUCCCUUUUUAUUUUUUUGCCAUUGUUGCAUAACGUCUGUUUCUGCUGUAUUUAGCGACCAAAGUUAGUGCGGCUCAUCUGCAUGGUACUGUACUGAACCUUCUCGUUCCUAUGGAGAUAUUAAUGGACAUUCUUGUGCUUUUUUUGUCAACGCACGAGCAGAGAACCGCUUUGGGUUAGUUGAAACUAAUUCAGAGUUUAACUCAGACAAACAAGCUUGGAGAAUGUAAUGACUAAUAAAGCACAAGAACUUUUCUGUGAUGAUUCGGUACUAUGGGAGAUCAUUCUUAUGUUUUAGUUGGUGUAAGUUAUAUUGUCUGAUAUGUUUUCUCAGCUCUACUGCUUGUUUUCCUAUUUAAAGAAACAUUGAUGUAAAAAAUAUUGCAUUAUUUGAAUAAAUAACAUCCGCUGUUUA
Molecule: messenger RNA, 10612 nt
Organism: Perca fluviatilis (European perch)
Lineage: Eukaryota; Metazoa; Chordata; Actinopteri; Perciformes; Percidae
Gene: igf2r
Product: insulin-like growth factor 2 receptor
Exons: 50
Coding region: 98-7426 (2442 amino acids)
Biological process (GO): lysosomal transport
Cellular component (GO): late endosome; plasma membrane; trans-Golgi network
Molecular function (GO): signaling receptor activity; insulin-like growth factor binding; D-mannose binding
Source: RefSeq, a predicted model, not a curated record